AUGUCUUCUGAUCAUCAAGCUCUUAUUCCCAACUCUAAUGAUCCUUCCAAACCUUUCACUAUUUUUCACCUUCACAAUGCAAUUAAGCUUACCCCUACCAACUAUAUCGCUUGGAAAGCUCAAAUUCAAGCCACGUUAUUAGGCUAUGACCUAUACAAAUAUGUUGAUGGUUCUUUUCCCUCCCCUCCUGCCUCAAUCAAUAAUGCUGAAGGUACCUCCCAAGCCAACCCCGCUGCCCUUACUUGGUUUCGCCAAGAUCGUCUCGUCUAUGGUGCUCUUGUUGGUACCCUAUCUCAAGAGCUUGUUCCUCUUAUUUCUCAAUCGGCUACGGUUCAAGAGGCUUGGAAUAUUCUAGCCUCUACCUAUGAAAACCCAUCUCGUGGUCACUUCAAACAAAUCAAGGAUCAUUUAGCAAAAAUAACCAAAAGAACUCAAAGUAUUUCAGAGUACAUGCAAGCCAUUAAGCAAUGUACUAAUCAUCUUGCCUCCAUGGGAAGGCCUAUGGAACAUGAAGAUAUCAUUGAUAAGGUACUUCUUGGUCUUGAUUAUGAUAUUUAUAAAUCUGUUAUUGAUGCGGUCAAUGCUAGGGAUGCCCCUAUUUCCUUUGAAGAGCUCCAUGAGAAGCUCAUCACUAAGGAACUUAUGGCUGCAUCAUCAGUUUCAUCUACUCCAUUCCCUGCCACGGUUCAUGCUGCUCAAUACCGUGCUCAUGCCAACACCAAACAUCAACAUAUGUCCACACCGGCUCCCGCUCUCCUUCCUACUCCAAGUAGUAAUCAGGUCCCUCGACAACAAAAACCUUACCUCGGCAAAUGUCAAUGAUGCCGCAAUCAAGGUCAUGCUCUUGAUCAAUGCACAACA
Molecule: messenger RNA, 861 nt
Organism: Chenopodium quinoa (quinoa)
Lineage: Eukaryota; Viridiplantae; Streptophyta; Magnoliopsida; Caryophyllales; Amaranthaceae
Exons: 1
Coding region: 1-822 (273 amino acids)
Source: RefSeq, a predicted model, not a curated record